Messenger RNA from Phacochoerus africanus (Common warthog), 1910 nucleotides. It is a transcript of the gene MMAB, whose product is annotated as metabolism of cobalamin associated B. Bases 50 to 775 code for a protein of 241 amino acids. Gene Ontology annotation, molecular function: corrinoid adenosyltransferase activity. The transcript is spliced from 9 exons. NCBI's taxonomy places the organism in Eukaryota, Metazoa, Chordata, Mammalia, Artiodactyla, Suidae. The record is from RefSeq and is a predicted model, not a curated record.
ACCUGGACGGGAGCCUGUCAGGGUCAGUCCUCAAUCAGAAGCCUGGCUCAUGGCUAUAUGGGGCCCGGGAGGUCGCCUUGGCCUGCGUGGGUGCCUUGGUGCCCGCAGGCUACUGUGUCUCCGUUUUCAGAGCCGUGGCCCCCAAGGCGUGGAAGACGGGGAGAGGCCACAGCCUUCCUCAAAGACGCCCAAAAUCCCCAAGAUCUACACCAAGACAGGAGACAAAGGGUUUUCUAGCACCUUCACUGGAGAAAGGAGACCCAAAGAUGACCAGGUGUUUGAAGCCGUGGGGACUACAGAUGAAUUAAGUUCAGCCAUCGGGUUUGCUAUGGAAUUAAUUGCAGAAAAGGGCCACCCGUUUGCUGAAGAGCUUCAGAAAAUCCAGUGCUCCCUGCAGGACAUUGGCGCUGCCCUGGCCACACCGCGCUCCUCGGCCAGGGAGGCUCACUUAAAACACACCACGUUCGAGGUGGGGCCCAUCCUGGAGCUGGAGCAGUGGAUCGACAGAUACUCCAGCCAGCUGCCCCCACUCACGGCCUUUAUCCUGCCUUCGGGAGGCAAGAGCAGCUCUGCGCUGCACUUCUGUCGGGCCGUGUGCCGCCGAGCAGAGAGACGCGUGGUGCCUCUUGUCCAGACGGGUGAGACAGAUGUGAACGUGGCCAAGUUCUUAAACAGACUCAGCGACUAUCUCUUCACGUUAGCCAGAUAUGCAGCCAUGAAGGAGGGGAAUCCAGAAAAAAUAUAUAAGAAAAAUGACCCAUCAGAUCCAGCCUGAGAUGCUUGGAAAUCAUGGGGAAAGGAAGCUUUGCAGACCCCUCCAUGCUGACAACAGCGAAGAGUUUGCCCCUCGUGCCCUGAUUCCUGAAGAUCUCACCCACAGGGGCCAGAAGGUGGUCUUUUGUCCAGACGCAGCUUCUCUCAGACCCCUGCACUUCCUUUAGGAGCUGUGGCUGGUGGAGAACCUGGCUCCUUCUCCCCUAGGCUCUCCUGGGUCUUCCAGGAAGUGGGACUGAAUCAGUGUUGCUGGAAAGACAGACAAAGUGAUUGCUUCUUUGAGGACCAUGCAGAAAGAGAGUAAAAGUAGGAAAGGCUUGUGCACGGUGCGUGUGUGUGUAUGUGUCAGAGGGAGAGAGAGGCCUUCCACUGGCAGCUCUGUUGUCCGAGGAUCUGGAAUGGUACCAGAGGCCCUUGGAAACAUAACUAUGAUUUACCUGUGCCAAAGGGGCUUUAAACGUCACAUUUACAAAGGGGAAGACAGACAGGAUUUGGAGUUUAGUCACCUCUGAGUCACUCAUCAUGUGGGGAGGACAGCUGCAGAUUGACAGCGAGGCCUCGAAAGCACUUGGACUAAGAUGAGUGUGUGGCGGGGGUGCAGCCUGGAGAAUCCUCUCUACAGGGGAGGGCUUUCUCCAUCAAGGACAGAGAGCCCGGGGAGCGAAACACCGCCGCUUAAAGGAGGGCACGUCCAGGGUUGGAGUGGAUGGUGUUCAGCCUGAGGCAUUAAGAUCUUCCACUUCCAGUGAGGCCAACGCAGACCAGACUGACUUCCCUGAUUUUGCACUUGGCUGGUUUAUGCCUCUGAGAUCCAGGCCACAGCUAUAUUUUAUUUCACUUGUCACCGCUGCUCCCUCCCGCAAUGAAACGACACUGCCAGUGUCAGCUGUGUCCUUGGAAGGGAGAUAUUUAUGAAGGGCAAGGAGGCAGCUCUGAGAACCUGAAGAUUCCAAGUGGCUAAUUGCAGGAAACGACUUGGGAGGGGCAGGCUCUCGCUCACUGUCAGGGCGGAAAUGCCCUGUGAACUCCUCUGGGCCCUCAUUUAUCUCCUGAGCUCCUGCUUGGCAUGAGGCUCAGGAAGGCUGGUCACUCCGCUGUCCGGCAAGUCAACAUACAUUAAAAUGAUGAGUCUUGUG